This is a messenger RNA of Otolemur garnettii (small-eared galago), 1364 nucleotides long. It is a transcript of the gene SDR39U1, whose product is annotated as short chain dehydrogenase/reductase family 39U member 1. The transcript is spliced from 5 exons. Bases 411 to 1037 code for a protein of 208 amino acids. The record is from RefSeq and is a predicted model, not a curated record. NCBI's taxonomy places the organism in Eukaryota, Metazoa, Chordata, Mammalia, Primates, Galagidae.
CUAACCCCUGUGACCUGUGUCACCUCUGCUUCUCCGGGAGGGAAAGAGGAGGAGGGCGGAAGUCUGACGUCAGAUGGGAUGGCACCAGAGCAGGGGGUCACGAGCGGGAACUGAAAGCGCGCCCCUCCCCGCCUUCCGGGAACAUAAACAAUUUGUGUUUUCCGAUCAGGUGGUGGGACGGGCUUCAUUGGGACAGCCCUAACCCAGCUGCUGAAAGCCAAGGGCCACGAAGUGACACUGGUCUCCCGACAGCCUGGGCCAGGCCGGAUCACGAUGAGCUCGCUCUGUCGGGGCUGCCUCGCUGUGAUGCCGCAGUCAACCUGGCUGGAGAAAACAUCCUCAACCCUCUCCGAAGGUGGAAUGAAGACUUCCAAAAAGAGGUUCUCAGCAGCCGCCUGGAGACUACCCAAAUGCUAGCUAAAGCCAUCGCCAAGGCCCCACAACCCCCCCAGGCCUGGAUCUUAGUCACAGGUGUAGCAGCUUACUACCAGCCCAGCCUGACAGCAGAGUAUGAUGAAGACAGCUCAGGAGGGGAUUUUGACUUUUUCUCCAACCUCGUAACCAAAUGGGAAGCUGCAGCCAGGCUUCCUGGAGAUUCUACACGACAGGUGGUGGUGCGCUCCGGGGUUGUGCUGGGCCGUGGGGGUGGUGCCAUUGGCCACAUGCUGCUCCCCUUCCGCCUGGGCCUGGGGGGCCCCAUCGGCACAGGCCGCCAAUUCUUCCCCUGGAUUCACAUCAGAGACCUGGCAGGAAUCCUGACCUAUGCCCUUGAAGCAAACCACGUGCAGGGGGUCCUGAAUGGAGUGGCUCCAGCCUCCACCACUACAAAUGCUGCAUUUGCCCAUGCCUUGGGUGCUGCCCUGGGCCGCCCAGCAUUCCUCCCUCUUCCUACUACUGUGGUACAAGCUGUCUUUGGGCGAGAGCGUGCCAUCAUGCUGCUGGAAGGCCAGAAGGUGAUCCCACGGCGGACACUGGCCACAGGCUACCAGUAUUCCUUCCCAGAGUUAGGGGCUGCCUUGAAGGAAGUCGUAGCCUAGGUAAAGAAGCACAUGGCAAGGGCCUGAGUCCUGUCCCUUAACAGAAGCUUCGUGGUUAGACACUGUAGAUAGGCUCAGUUACUCCUGUGUGUGAGAUCUGAAGCCAUCGGAUUCUUAGGGAUUCCUCCUUCUUAUUUGUUGUUCCAUCUUAUUUAGCUGAGAGACUGUCCAGUCUCAAGGCCAUAAUCUCUUCAGGUUGGGGCCUUAACCUCUUUGACUUCUUGUAGAAGGAUUUCCAACCUUGCUGUCCAUUGCUUCCCUGCUUCUCCUUUAAGCUGUGUAGAGAAUGCUUUGCAGUUUAAGCAAUAAAGAUGAAUGAUCUCACUA